UUGAAAGCAUCGGUGGUUACACCAGUUGUUCACUUCCAUUACAAUGCUUCUCUCUGCAAUAACUCCCCAACUGCUUCUCUCUUCGCCUAACUCCUCCACCAAUCAAACCCUUCCACGUGCCCUCCACCACCACCUCUCCUCCGUCCCUCCUCCCAGACCCUCUCUCAAUCCCCUCAACUUCAACUCCACCUCCCUCCGCCCCGUCUCCGCUCCCACCCUCUCCGACGACAAUGAACCCCAACCCGCCCUGGUCUCCUCCGCCUCUGCCGUCUCCGCUUCCAUCCGCAGAGCCUCCACCUCCCCCGUGGACUUCUCUCAACGGAUCGAGAAAAACGACCACCACAACCACAAAUUAAUCAUGCCUACCCCCGACUUCCAGCGCCUCUGCCUUGAACAACUCGACCUUUUUCGCCGAAUCGUUGAUCCGAAAGCGGUUCUCUCCGUUUACGUCAGGCCAGCCGGUAGCUACGUCAUGGACCAGCUCGAGCUGCGUCGAGUUACGUCGUAUCCAGGUGUCAAAACCGCCAACAUUGUGUUUUUAGUCGGAAAUUUCACUGUCCCCACCGGACUGCGGGCUGCUGAAGCCGCGCUUUCGAGUCAACAGAUGGAGGUUGUGAGGGAACAUAGAGCGGUUGUGUUUCCUAUGGUGAAGCAACCGUUCGUGGUCGGGUUCUUGGUGGCGGAGCUCCCGGAGAUGGAGAAGAUGCCGCAGGGGACUGAAAGUGGGGACAUGCUUCAUUGCCCGACUCCAGAGGAGACGUAUGCGUUGUCUUCUCCUUCUCCAGGAAUACCUAUGAAAAAAACAUGGGAAAUUCAGUCUCUUGAGAAUAAAUCCAUGAGGCAAAAUUACAUAUUUACUGUUGACCAAAGAUCCAAUGCCAUCAAUAUAUCUCGUACUUUAGCUGUGGCUUAUGUUAUGGAUCAGAAAGCUAUUCUACUACAGCAAUCAACAUGGCAAAACAAUGUCAGAAUGGGUGCUCUUGUUGAGCAGAUUCGUGGUCCUAUUUCUAGCAUACGGACUUUGAGUAAAAUGCUAUCCACUCAUGUCAAAGAAAAUGAGAUUUCUCGUGACAUUGUUGAAGACAUAUUAGUGCAAGGUGACCGUAUCAAGGACACCCUUGAAGAACUACAAGAUGCUGUUCACUUGACAAAGGCUAAUAUAAUGCGCUACAAUGAAGAAUCUUUGAAAAAGAUGCGUAAUUCUACUCAUUCCCGCCCUGAGCCUCUGAGAUCUCAAUUGUUGCAUGAUUUCUCCGGGGAUAGUUCCAGCAAUAAGUCAGAAACCUCUGGUUUACUACUAUCUCUAAGUACAACAGGCAAGGAUUUAGAGAUGCCAAUGCCACCAUUGGCUCUUGCCCCGUUACGAGAAAAUGGGAUCAGGAAUUCCUGCAAUAUUUCUGAUGUACUCACUGAUUUAGUUGAUGCUGUGAGACCUCUUGCUCAUAUGCAGCAACGCUUGGUGGAAUUUAGGGAACUCUCACAGCCUUUGCAAGUGACUAUUGAAGAACCUGCUUUGCGCCAAGCCUUGAGCAAUUUGAUAGAGGGUGCAUUAUUACGAACCCGGGUUGGGGGGAAGGUUGAAAUUGUUUCAACCAGUGCACCAGCAGGUGGUGCUUUACUGGUAAUUGAUGACGACGGACCAGAUAUGCACUAUAUGACACAGAUGCAUUCCCUCACACCAUUUGGUGCCGAACUCUUCUCGGAAAACAUGAUUGAAGACAACAUGACAUGGAAUUUUGUUGCCGGACUGACUGUGGCACGUGAAAUACUUGAAAGUUACGGCUGUGUUGUCCGUGUCAUAUCACCCCGGACCACCGAUGCUGCGCUUGGAGCAGGUGGAACUCGUGUAGAACUAUGGCUUCCAACCUUUUCUGCAUUAUCCGACACAAACAACCUUAGUCAAGAGGCAUAACAAUAAAAGUAGGAUAGUAUUUUCGUGUGAUUCGACUCGCAUGGUAUUCCACAAAGUAGGGCUUAUUUUGGAAGUCCAUGCUCCUAUCAAUACAUGUAUCAGUAUCCGACUUUGAGGUAAAUUUGUAUAGUUGUAUUCUGGUGUAGUAUAUGUGUAUAUAUUGAACA
Messenger RNA from Hibiscus syriacus, 2079 nucleotides. Its product is annotated as chloroplast sensor kinase, chloroplastic. Gene Ontology annotation, biological process: signal transduction. Lineage: Eukaryota; Viridiplantae; Streptophyta; Magnoliopsida; Malvales; Malvaceae. Gene Ontology annotation, molecular function: phosphorelay sensor kinase activity. The coding region runs from base 44 to 1912 and encodes 622 amino acids. The transcript has 7 exons. The record is from RefSeq and is a predicted model, not a curated record.